Molecule: messenger RNA, 2299 nt
Organism: Dinoponera quadriceps
Lineage: Eukaryota; Metazoa; Arthropoda; Insecta; Hymenoptera; Formicidae
Product: esterase E4-like
Exons: 9
Coding region: 139-2091 (650 amino acids)
Source: RefSeq, a predicted model, not a curated record
CCCUGCUGCGCGUGUGCACCUCGCUGCUGCCUACGAAAACGCGACUCGCGGCUUACUAUUAAAGAUCGCGUUCUGCUCUGCCACUUAGUGUGCGUUACUCAAUUCGUGCAAAAUCAUUAUCAUCAUCCCGGUCUGUCUAUGAUGCACGAGCGAAGUGUUAAAUUCGUAGGUGGACGCGGUGGAAUCGGAAGUAUCGCGCGGUGUGGAUGCUGUGUCUUUGCGCUUUUCGUCAUCUUGGCUAACAGUUUAUUUUCUGGGCCUGUAGUAAACAUUAAAUGGGGUCCCAUACUCGGCAAGUGGAGCAAAAGUCUAAAUGGCCAGCCAAUUGCGAGUUUCCUCGGAAUACCGUACGCACUGCCUCCGCUGGGCGAUUUGCGAUUUAAGAGCCCACAACGUUGGAACCGCACGUGGAUAACAGUUCGCAACAGCACAGUAGACGGUCCGAAUUGCGCUCAGCUCGAUAAGUCAGAAGUGAUCGGCAGCGAGGACUGCCUCUAUCUGAACGUCUUUAUGCCUAUGAUUCCAGGAAACUGCCCGACAAAAUUGCCGGUUAUAGUCUAUGUGCACGGAGGCAGUUUCAAGACUGGCAGCAGCGAUAGCAAACUAUAUGCACCGGACUAUUUGAUGGAUCAUAACGUGAUCCUCGUCACUUUGAAUUAUCGGCUCAACGUUUUAGGGUUCUUCAGCACCACAAAUCGAGUCGCGCCGGGCAACUAUGGCCUCAAAGAUAUAAUAGCGGCCCUCCAUUGGGUACAAGAAAAUAUUCACAAUUUCGAGGGAAAUCCCGAAUCGGUCACCAUGAUGGGAUCGAGCGCCGGUGCCGCCUUAAUCCACUUUCUCGCGCUUUCUAAGAAAACGGAGAGACUAUUUCAUAGGUACAUUCUGCACAGCGGAACUGCCUUGCAUCCAUGGGCUUUUCACUCUAAACAACCGUAUAGACAAAUUUGUCUGAAAUUGGCGAGGCUGGUCGGGUGCCUGUCGAAGAAGGUCGACAACGUGACCAUGUUGAAUGAGACGAUUAACACGGAAUUUUCCGGGGAGGAAAACAUACAAUAUAACGUGUACGACGCAUCGAGUGAUAAUGAAGAACAGGACGAAGAGAUGAUGAAGUGCAUGAGAACCGUUGACACGCGAACAAUGUUGAACAUGACGCGGGAAUUUUUCGUUUGGAGGACGCAUCCGUCUUGCUUCAUUUCUCCCAUAUUGGAGGAGGAAUCUGAAGACGCUGUUGUGAUAAUGCAUCCGCUAAAAGUUAUACGGAACGGGUUGUUCCGCGAUAUACCGGUGAUAAUUGAAAUCGUAAAGGACGAGGGUCUGAUAAAAUCGCUCGACUUCUUCAUUGAUUCCAACGCCCGAAAUGAAAUGUUAGAGAACUUCGAAAAAUUUUUGCCUUUUCUGAUGGAAUACCAGGACGUGAUUUCCGAUACCAGCACUUUCGCCGACGCGAUACAGAAUUUUUACUUCAGCGGGAAUAUAACAGAAUCGAAUUUCUUGUACAACAUCACGGAGAUGAUAGGCGACGGUUUGAUGACGUGGCCAUCAUUUCAGACAGUGCAGUAUCAAUCGGAAUUGGGAAAAGCUAGCGUUUACUUCUCUCUUUUCGCAUAUAAAGGGACGUUCUCGUGGAGCUUCAGAAAAGGCGGCUCGGCUCAUUACGGUGUUGAUCAUGCUGAUGACAUGAACUAUUUCUUCCCUCUGUUAAACAAUAUGUUUGCGGACCGGAUGCUGCAUAACACGGAGAACGAUCGCAGCAUGAUCCAUAUCAUGACGGAGAUGUGGACGAAUUUCGCGAGAGAAGGGGUACCGAGAGCAUGGAUGAUCCUGAAAUGGCCCGACUAUCGCGAUCACCAUAAGUUCAUGAGAUUCGGAAUUGAAGGAUCACCGGAAAUUGUAGUGCAAGCUGAUUUUUUGUCUGCCAGAAUGGAAUUCUGGGAGAAAUUGAUAGCGAACGUAUCGGUAAAAUACGAUAUAGAACUUGACGUGUCUACUAAUUCUCCAGAAAGUAUGAUAACCGUCUCUGAUGCGAUUGAUCAUAAAUUAACGUUCAGUCUCGCGAUAUUAACAAUCGUGUUUGUUUGCGCGCUCAUUUAACGAAGAUAGUCGGAAUAGUAUCUCAUCGAUUUUUAUGAGCCUUGGAUAUGUCUGUAGAACAUCAAUAAAUAAAAGACCCAUAUAUUUUUAGCGGCGUAUCUCGGCGUUUAGGGGUUAAAACGUCCCCUUGAAAAAAACGGUUUUUUUAUUUUUAGCAAAUAUGUUCUAAAGUACGAAGUAUAUGAAAAAAUGUCUCAUACAAAAGUUU